Messenger RNA from Pecten maximus, 3357 nucleotides. RefSeq lists its product as uncharacterized. The transcript is spliced from 2 exons. Bases 284 to 754 code for a protein of 156 amino acids. NCBI's taxonomy places the organism in Eukaryota, Metazoa, Mollusca, Bivalvia, Pectinida, Pectinidae. The record is from RefSeq and is a predicted model, not a curated record.
UUGCAGGACUCGUGUUGUCCAUCCACAAUUAAAGACUUUCGGCAUAACCUCGGCGAGCGUUGAUCAUCCUCAAUAUAGGACUUCCAACAAUUGUCGGCCAGUGUUGUUUAUUCUCAAUUGAAAACUUUCGGCAUAACCUCGGCCAGUGUUGAUCAUCCUCAAUUGAAGACUUUCGGCACAUCCUUGGCCAGUGUUCUUUAUUCUCAUUUAAAGACUUCCGGUAUCUCCUCGACCGGUGUUGUCCGUUCUCAAUUAAAGACUUUCGGCAUAUACUUGGUCCGUAAUGAGACGUGCUAGGCUGAUCAAGGCCAGGGCGGCUGGUUGUGCUUUAGCAGUUUUGGUUAUCUUACACUUUCUAGACUGGAAGAUCUUCAACUCUCACGGAACAUCACCAACCUCUCGGCCACAACAAACCGAAAUUAUCAACAAAGGGCGUGGUAAAAAUGUCAACAAAAAUCUUACUUUUGUAUUCGAUGACAAGAAACGACAAGAAAUCGAAAAAUUCAUGGAAUAUUUAAAACCUGUAAAGUUUGAUGAGAUGCCAUGGAACACGCCAUUUGACCUUGAUCUUCGCGUGAUCGUAAUUACUUUUGACCGUGCUAGCUCUGUUGAAAGGUUGUUGACAUCUUUAAACAACGCUAAUUAUUUAGGUGACAAGGUAGCUAUUGAUGUCUGGAUAGAUCGAUCCAAAUCUGGUGUCAUUCACGAGGAAACAUACAAAAAGGUGAAAACAGUUUUUGUUCAAACAUGGUGAGGUAAAUAUCUAUAACCAGACUAGGCACACCGGAAGUGCCGGCCAAUGGAUGAAAACCUGGGUUCCGUCACCAAAAAACGACGAAAUUGCUGUGAUUUUGCAGGACGAUUUAACAGUGUCGAAAUAUUUCUACAAAUGGUUGAAAAAUGCUCACGCGAAAUACGACUCAGUACCAUAUAUAAACGGAUUCGCCCUUCAGGGUCACAGUAUCAAACAUGGCGGCACAUCCGGGUCACUUCGGGCUCCAGACGAAAAUGUUGUCUUCCUGUAUCCAAUUCUUGGUACUUGGGGCUUUUCUCCAAGUCAAGAAAACUGGAUACAAUAUAUACAUUGGUACGAACGUACUACAAAAGUACCUUCCUUUCAGCCUAUAGUCCCCGGUAUACUUCCCACUAAAUGGUAUAAACAAAGCAUCAAACAGGGAACCAUGGACGAUAUGUGGUCCAUAUGGCAUAUAUACCACGCAUGGAAAUUCAAAGAGAGAUCUGUUUAUCCUAAUCUUCCUGGAAAUGCCGGUCUGACCAUGAAAUGGAACGCGAAUGGGCAACCAGUCAUGCAUAACAAAUCUGGCUCAUUAUUAACCGAGUGGAAUGCCAAGUUCGACAAUUUACCUGACGAACCCGUUCACCUAAAUGUGAAGGGUGAAGUAAGUCCCAGGAUUCAAUAUCUAUGAUAAUACCAAGCAUCUAUAUAGCGAAGCAAAACGGAAAUAACACGUAUUUAUUUGUGGUUCAGUGUUUCGACAUGAAUGUAACUGUCGUUUGAUACCUGUCAAAUCCAGGAAGUGAUAUGUGCUAUAUGAGGAAGCAAUAAACUUGAAUAUAUUCCUUUUGUGAUUUUGGAUUCACGUGAAAAAAAAACCGGCUUUAGGAACAACGAUUUGUUGAAUUGACUAUAGUCAGGCGCCUCGAGAAGUAAAUUUAUAUAUUGUUGUUUCUCUUAAGAGGCGACAUUUUCCUUCGAUGUGAUUGUCGUGAUAACGUUUUUGGCCAUAGAGUGAAAUCUUCCCGAUUUUGUCUUGAUUUUGUCAUGUUGUGACAUCUUUCGGGUGAGUGCUUUAACCAUUGUGUGCAAGUUGCCGUUGAGUGGCAUACUGCCGAUUGUGUGCGAGUCGGUCAUGGAGUGACAUACAGCCGAAUGUGCGUGAUUUGGCCGCGCAGUGAUAUAUUGCCGGUUGUGUUUGAUUUGGACGCGCAGUGAUAUAUUGCCGAUUGUGUUUGAUUUGGUCGUGGUCAUAUAUCUUUCCGUUCGAGUGUGUGAUUUGAUUACAUGAGAAAAUAUGGCUAUGACGUGAUAUAUCCUUGCCUAUAUCGUUGUUAUUAUUGUCAUUUACUGAAUGUCAUUGUUGACUGCAGCAGUACCUCAGUACUUAAUGUGAAUCAUAUGUGGAACGUUAUCGCAACAGAAUGAGGAAGAGUUUCUAUUGCUUUCACAAUAAGUACAAUUACAAUCAUAAAUCAAAAUAAACUUCCAGGUGGUUUAAGAUGUUUUAUUAUGCAAAUAUAAGAAUUAUCUUCAAGGAAGGAUUUGAAAACAGACAGUAUAAUACAUUUCACUUCCACAGAUGUUUAUACUUUUCAAAAUAUCUGCCUAAUUGUAUUUAUGGAAGUGUUUUUGAAUAAUAUAUAUCUAAUGUCAUGAGACAUACGUCCUGGAAAUAAAUCAACAUCUAAUAAGUUCUUAUCACAGUCACUAGUAAACGUUGUUCACACGUAUAAAAGGAAAAAAAGAACAGACAUAAGAUACUUAAUGAGACAGUAUUUGUUUCUGUGAUGUUAGACAAAAACAACAUUCUUAUCAUUAAAACAUAUAAUGUGUUUGAAGUGUAUAUUGCUUUAUUUCUCUAAGUACAAACCAACCUCUUUAUCAGAAAUGACUGCAAGAACAUUGUAUGUAAGUAUAAUUUCGAGAUAUAUACAUAAACCGCUCUGGGUUCCAGACAGAGCCUAAUUAAUUCCUAUUGUGGCAGUACAUUGUAUUAAGCUCACAACAUAGGUGUGAACUUGGGCUCUGAUAUAUAUUUAUAAGAUAGGAAAUAUUUCGAUAUCCAAUCUUAAGACAUGACCAAAGUUUAUAUCAGGUAAACAUCAAAACGAAAACAUUAACAAAAAUUCGCUUUUAAUCAUCAAUAUCGCAUUUUAAAAUAACACAUUGAGCAUUAGUAGAGACUAAAUAUAAGACGAAAAUAACUCUACGUAGAGGACUCACACAACUAAAUCAACCAAUCAACUGGGCGAGAAUUCAACAGGUGGGCGUUCCCCUGUCUACGGUAAACAUCAGUGUCACUGUUUACGAGUACCCAUGAACCCAAAUGCCAUUAAACCUUUACGAUAACAUAUUUCUCAGGUAACAGAUACUUCAAACUUUAAUUUGAUAUAUAUUUCACAUCAUUUGAACUUUAAAAGAGCGAUUUAGGGGAUGGAGUAACUAGUUCUAACAUAGAGUAAAAUAUUUAGUUGUGCGAGUCAUUGAGGUAAUUAGUGAUAUGCAAAGUUACAACUCAAUGUAUAUGUAAACCAAGUAAAAUUUGUCCCAUUGUUUCAAUUAGAUUAAAAAUUGUGAUCUGAUGUCACAGGAUCGGUUAUAUUGUAUGAACAAGAUUU